CCGACUGCAGAAGAACGCACCGAAAACAGACAUGGAGAGUGAACCCUAGAAGACGAAAAUUGGGAAUUUAGGGUUUUCUUUUUUUUCUUCUUCUUUCGAGUCCUCAAAUAAUUAGGUCGCGCAAAAAUGGAAUCGGAAGGGCAAAAGGGUACGGUGAACCCUUCAGCAAUGUUAGCUUCCCUGCUUAGUAGGAGAGCCAAGCUUCACGAGGAGCUUCGCAGCAUUGAAAAGCAGGUGUAUGAUAUGGAGACUAGUUAUUUACAGGAUCCUGGACAGUGUGGCAAUGUGUUAAAAGGAUUUGAAGGGUUCCUAUCUUCAUCAAAGAACACGGCACUCUUGAAGCGGUCUAGAAAGUUUCAGCCCGAAGAUAGGCUCUUUUCAUUAUCUUCAGUGACCUCUCCAGCGGCAGAAGAGAUUGCAGCUGGACGAGAUGAUGGGAGAUCAGAUUAUGGUCCUGGUCGCUCAAAAGGUGGAGGAAUUUAUGCAAAUGGACAGGGUAAACCAAAGAAAGGAAGAGGUGGGCCAAGAGAUGCGAAGAGAUUAAGGGCUUCAAGUGAACAAGAUUUUGAUUAUGAAGAUGAUCCUGACCUGAUAUUGUGAUUGCAAAUGCUGGUGCAAUUUUCUGUUAAACCCUGUGGAAUGCAAGAGCCUUGAAAAUUCUGCUUUCGUACUGAAUGGAUAGGCAGUUAGUGCUCUGCGGUUCCUCAUUCUAUGUAUAUAUUGUUCUAAUCCCAAUAGUUGUGGAUUUUGUACUUCUUGGGUGAACAAUGCCGAUGUACUCUUCCUGUUGUACCAAAGGCAUGAAUGAGUGGCCUUGCAAAGCAUCCAGGAUACAGUAAAUGUUUCUUUGCACAAUUUUUUGUUGCCAAGUUAAUGAUUGUUUUAUUAAACUUGUUCUUUCUCGUAUGAUUUGUCAGUGUUGUUGUAAACCACCUGUACAGAAGUAAGAAAAAUUA
This is a messenger RNA of Gastrolobium bilobum, 956 nucleotides long. RefSeq lists its product as uncharacterized. The coding region runs from base 127 to 600 and encodes 157 amino acids. The transcript has 7 exons. The record is from RefSeq and is a predicted model, not a curated record. NCBI's taxonomy places the organism in Eukaryota, Viridiplantae, Streptophyta, Magnoliopsida, Fabales, Fabaceae. Gene Ontology annotation, cellular component: histone acetyltransferase complex.